CGGCCAGGACGUCCGCCAGAAGAAUGGUGAUGGACCCGCAAAGGCCGGGGCCGCCCGAAUCUCCCUGCCCGCUCUCCUGGUCGGGUAUGCAGUAGGCCAGUGAAGGCUAGUCCCUGGUCGUGACCCAUGCCUAGCCCAGUCGAGAUCUGCGCUGGUCUCCGCGUCCGACUACGGAACCCCAAUAUUCACAAACUGCCUGGAUAAAUGAGUGAACUUUGAGAUUUGUACCAGUGCCGGAGAGUCGCCCAUCGCAUUCUGGAGGAUUCCCGAUACCCCUGAGCGCCAGCAGGUCUGUUGUCGCCACAUCGAACCAAGCACAACGAACCAAUCUCGAGGUGGUGAAGCACCAAACCAUCUCACCAUGUGCAAGUCCGAUCUCCACCAGUUUCUGGCCGAGCUGCCAAAGUGCGAGCACCACCUGCACCUGGAGGGCUGCCUGAGCCCCAAGCUCGUCUUCAAGCUGGCAGCCAAGAACAAUGUUGAGCUGCCGGAUCCCAAGACCAGCCCGGCCUACGAGUCGCCCGAGACGCUCGAGAAGCGUUACGAGCACUUUGACAACCUCGAGGACUUUCUGCAGUGCCACUACCGCGCCAUGAGGGUUCUGGUCAUGCGGGAGGACUUUGCCAUGCUUGGCUGGGAGUACUUUGCCGCCGCGCACGCGGACGGCGUCAAGCACGCCGAGGUCUUCUUCGACCCCCAGAGCCACACCUCACGCGACAUCCCGUUUGGCACGGUGGUGGCCGGCUACCGCGACGCCUGCGAUCGCGCCGAGCGCGAGCUGGGUAUCACCAGCCGCCUCAUCAUGUGCUUCUUGCGCCACCUGCCGGUCGAGUCCGCGGCCGAGACGAUGCGCAGUGCUGUCGACGGGGGAUACUUCGACGGGGAUUCGGACGACGCGCGGGCCAUUGCGGCUCUAGGUCUUGACUCGUCGGAAGUCGGGUUCCCGCCAGAGCUCUUCCGGGAGAUGUACGCCGAGGCGAAGCGGCUCGGUGUCCACCGCACGGCUCACGGAGGCGAGGAGGGCGAUCCCUCGUACAUCUCAGGCGUGCUGGACGCCUUGCACGGCGAGAGAGUCGACCAUGGCGUCAGGCUCGUCGAAGACCCCGAGCUGAUGCGCCGGGUCGUUGCUGAAAAGAUUCUCCUGACUCUCUGCCCGCUCAGCAAUGUCUGCUUGCAGGUCGUCAAGGACGUCAGCGAGCUUCCCAUCAAGACGUUCCUGGAUGCUGGUGUGAGGUUCAGCAUCAACAGCGACGAUCCUGCAUACUUCCACGGGUACAUUCUGAACAACUACUGCGCCGUGCAAAAGGCAUUCAACUUUGGGAUAAAGGAGUGGAAACUGAUUGCUGAGAACUCGGUCAAUGGCAGCUGGAUUGGUGAAGCACGUAGGUCGCAGCUUCUGGCUAUGAUAGAAGACUGUGUGAGCAAGUUUAGCGUUUGAUCAGCUCUGCCGUUAGUCUAGAAUAGGUCAUGGUCGAUGGAGAAAACCUGACUGAACCAAGAGUCGAUCUCCGCCCCUUCGCUGCCUGUGAAUGAAAAGGCCGCCGCAUGCGCAUUCGGGUCCACUUGAAUAGCCGGCCAGUCUUGUGUCUCCUUGGUGAGGUCUCCCGGAGCCAGGGCCAGGAGCCGGGCCAGUAUCUGGUUGUUCUCAAUCAUCUGGUUGAUCAUUGCGUGCCGGGU
Messenger RNA from Microdochium trichocladiopsis, 1677 nucleotides. RefSeq lists its product as uncharacterized. Lineage: Eukaryota; Fungi; Ascomycota; Sordariomycetes; Xylariales; Microdochiaceae. Gene Ontology annotation, molecular function: adenine deaminase activity. Gene Ontology annotation, cellular component: nucleus; cytosol. The record is from RefSeq and is a predicted model, not a curated record. The transcript has a single exon. Bases 362 to 1438 code for a protein of 358 amino acids. Gene Ontology annotation, biological process: adenine catabolic process; hypoxanthine salvage; purine ribonucleoside monophosphate biosynthetic process.